AUGUCGUCGAUUUCUAGGGCCGUUCGCCCUGCUUUGAGAGGAAGCCGUGGUGUUGCUGCCCUUGCGAGGGUGAGGACUUGCACACCGGGCAGAGCGCUCUCGCCACUCCAGCAGACCACAAGACCCCUUUCCACCACCCAGCGCCGCCGUAAUGCCGACCACUUUGACAUCGCCGACAUCCCCCCGACGCCCAUCACCCACCUCUCCGAGGUCGAGGCCGCGAUGCAGGAGGCAGUGAGCAAGUUCGCCAACGACGUGAUCGCGCCCAAGGUGCGCGAGAUGGACGAGGCGGAGAACAUGGACCCGGCCAUCGUGGAGCAGCUGUUCGAGCAGGGGCUCAUGGGCGUCGAGAUCCCCGAGGAGUACGGCGGCGCGGGCAUGAACUUCACGAGCGCCAUCAUCGGCAUCGAGGAGCUCGCGCGCGUCGACCCCAGCGUCAGCGUCCUCGUCGACGUGCACAACACCCUCGUCAACACGGCCAUCAUCAAGUGGGGCAGCAGCCAGCUCAAGAAGCGCUUUCUGCCCAAGCUCGCCACCAGCACCGUCGGCAGCUUCUGUCUGAGCGAGCCUGUUAGUGGUUCUGAUGCUUUUGCGCUGGCGACCAAGGCGACCAAGACGGAGAGCGGAUACAAGAUUAGCGGUUCCAAGAUGUGGAUUACCAACUCCAAGGAGGCCGACUUCUUCAUCGUGUUUGCCAACCUGGACCCGUCCAAGGGGUACAAGGGCAUCACGGCGUUCAUUGUCGAGAAGGAUGCCAAGGGGUUCUCUAUCGCUAAGAAGGAGAAGAAGCUGGGUAUAAAGGCCAGCAGCACGUGCGUCAUCAACUUUGACGACGUCGAGAUCCCCAAGGAGAACCUCCUCGGCGAGGAGGGCGCCGGUUACAAGUACGCCAUUGGUCUCCUGAACGAGGGUCGUAUCGGUAUCGCGGCUCAGAUGACUGGUCUCGCUCUCGGUUCCUGGGAGAACGCCGUCAGAUACGUCUGGAACGACCGCAAGCAGUUCGGCCAGCUCGUCGGCGAGUUCCAGGGCAUGCAGCACCAGAUCGCGCAGUCCUACACCGAGAUCGCCGCCGCCCGCGCGCUGGUCUACAACGCGGCGCGCAAGAAGGAGGCGGGCGAGAACUUUGUCAUGGACGCCGCCAUGGCCAAGCUGUACGCCAGCCAGGUCGCCGGCCGCGUCAGCGGUCUCGCCAUCGAGUGGAUGGGCGGCAUGGGUUUCGUCCGCGACGGCCCCGCCGAGAAGUUUUGGCGCGACAGCAAGAUUGGCGCCAUCUACGAGGGCACGAGCAAUAUCCAGCUCAACACUAUCGCCAAGCUGUUGCAGAAGGAGUAUACUGCAUAA
Colletotrichum paranaense is the source of this 1341-nucleotide messenger RNA. Its product is annotated as acyl-CoA dehydrogenase. The transcript has 3 exons. NCBI's taxonomy places the organism in Eukaryota, Fungi, Ascomycota, Sordariomycetes, Glomerellales, Glomerellaceae. The record is from RefSeq and is a predicted model, not a curated record. Gene Ontology annotation, cellular component: mitochondrion. Gene Ontology annotation, molecular function: acyl-CoA dehydrogenase activity; flavin adenine dinucleotide binding. Bases 1 to 1341 code for a protein of 446 amino acids.